Clupea harengus (Atlantic herring) is the source of this 4191-nucleotide messenger RNA. RefSeq lists its product as uncharacterized. The transcript has 2 exons. Lineage: Eukaryota; Metazoa; Chordata; Actinopteri; Clupeiformes; Clupeidae. Bases 435 to 4082 code for a protein of 1215 amino acids. The record is from RefSeq and is a predicted model, not a curated record.
CAGGCAGUGUGAGUGUUUGUAAAGCAUAUGGUGACUGCUAAUGGGGGACUGUACUUGCUGGCCACUACCAGGGAUGCUACUGGUUUUCAACCUGAAAAGACGUGUUUGCUGAAAAGAAGUAUUUUAACUCAAAUAAAACAAAGAAGAAUGAAGAAACCGUCUGAGUCGUUACCAUUUUAACCCUGUUGAUGGCCAAGGCCUUUUUCAAGUUUGGGCAGAAGUUAAAAAAUCCCCUGAUAACUUGACAGUUGAAAACCAAGGCUGAUUGAUAACCAAAGAGCUGCAUCAAGACUAGAAGAUUAACGGCUUCAGUGAGUCCAGAGUGUGGAUGCAGAGGAGAGUUGCUAGACAGCAAGGCUAUUCAAGAGGCAUUGGGAACCCAAUCAGUUAACCUAAAUAAAUAAGUUGGGAGUUAAAGAGAAAUCACAUUCAAGAUGGCAGCCGAAGCUCUCGGCAACACACUGGAUCAGCUUAAGAAAUACAGGAUGGUUGCAAAGACCUCCUUAACCAAGCAAGCUAACUAUCUCAGUCGGAAAGCAGGCUAUUUAACUGAGUUAGAACUCAGACAAGAAUUUGCAAAGCUCUCUGCCGAUUCAAGGAAAGUUAUUGAGGCCAACGAUGACUACAGGACUGGGUUAGAAGCAGAGCUAGCAGCCAAAGAAGAUGGUAAAGAUGGUGUGCUAAGUCUGGAGCAAGAUGCAGACCUAAGUAAAUACGGCAGUGAAUGUGAGCAAAAGUUCAAUGACGUAAAGCAGAUUGUUCAAACCAACCUCUGGAGCAGAUAUGGAUCAGAGAUGCUAGAGGCUGCUUUUGAAGAAGCAGAAAAAGCCUGUAGGCAUACAUAUGGACUACCUGUGGAAAGCAGUUACUGUGAAGGAUUUGAAAUCCAACAUAAUGUAGUGGGAAAGUUGAUUAAAGAAACAUCUGACGCAUUCGCAGCCUGGGAGUCAUGGAUUCCUGCAGCAGAGGAAAGAGACUUUCGAAAGCGAAGCAGGGAGCUGAGAGUAGCUUACAAUGAGCUAGACAUGAGAAAAGGUGAAUUUGCCAGAGCCCGGAGAAUAUCUGUGGAGAAGCAAGGCACUGGCGUGAAACAAGAACACACUGGACCGACAAUACCAGUAGUGAGAAUUAAACCAACCAAACUGCCCACGUUUAGCGGCUGCAAAAGAGACUUCCACCGCUGGAGGACAGACUGGGAAAGCCUUCAGAAGCAGGGAGAGCCUACCGGUUCGCCAGAGGUAAAAAAGAUUCAGCUUCUUGAUAGUGUGGAAGAAAAGAUUGUGAAAGAUCUCCGCUUGUCGACUUACAGCACAGCUGAUGAUGUCUUCAGAGUGCUGGCAAAUAGGUAUGGUAACAAAUGUGCCAUUGCUCUAGAAAUUGUUGAUGAGCUCGAGAAGAUUCAGCCAGUCAGAGGAAAUCAGCCGAGAAAAGUAGUAGACCUUAUUCAGACCAUUGGAAAAGCUCUCGCUGACCUCACAGACCUAGGAAGUACCGGCGCCAUCAAAAACCCACUGGUGGUGAGGUCUUUAGAGAGCAAGCUUCCGGAGGGUUUGAAGAAGGACUGGCUGAUGUUCAUGGUGGAUCCUAGCAAUGAUGUCACUGAAGAUAAGCACUUUGACAUGCUAUUAGCUUUUCUGAAGAAGCAAGAGGAGAUCUUCGAGAGGCUAGAGCACCUACAAAUCACAGACAAGCCAGAGAGUUCAGAUAAAGCAGAAAGGACAUUUAACAAGAAAUAUGCCUCAACUCAAGCCACAAAGGGUGAAGAUGCUGAGGAUGGAUGCAUUAUCUGUGGGGAUGAGAAACAUAAGGACAGGAUUUUCUUCUGCAAAAAGUUCAGGGCUCUGAAGUUAUCAGAAAAGGAAGCUGCUGUGGAAAGGAUUGGUGCAUGCAGGGAGUGCUUAGGGUGUCAUGAGUAUGAUGACGGCUGUAGAGACACUUACCUGUGCAGGAAUGUAGACUGCAAAAAGAGAGGCUCCUCAGAUCACCACUUCUUUCUCUGUCCAAGAGGGAACAGCAAGAGGCGUGAACUUAAGAAACCUCAAACAGAUGACAGAGACAAAAAGAACUUAACUGAGGAACAGAAGAGAUUCUUGGGUGAACUUACCCCCGAGUUAGCUGAGAGGUGCAGGAAGGCCUUCACCAAUAAUUCGUCGAACGUCAGCUGUCCAGCUAAGAACCAGGUGAGCCUCCUCAAAGAAAGUGGAUUGAGAGAACUUCCCGUCAUUAUGAUGUUAAUGGAAGUGACCGCUAAUGCAGGUCAAAAAAUCGGAGCCCUGGUGGAUCUGGCUUCAGACACCAACUACAUUACUCAUAAAGCAGCCAAAAGAUUGAAUCUUAGGAGUGAGAAGAUCACACUAAUUGUGCAUGGAGUGGGUGGAAUGGCUACCAAAGUAGCCACAAGAAGAUACCUCCUCAGAGUUCGAAUCAAAACCUCCAAGGGAACUGAGAGGGCCCAUGAACUAAUCUGUUAUGGGCUGAAGGAGAUCGCCAAAGUUCACCGAGCUGUCAAGCCUGAAGAGCUGACGAGAUUCUUCCCAGAAGUUGAACCUGAGGAGCUGAGGAGACCUGAGCAGAUUGAGUUGCUCAUAAGUCACAGAGAAGGGAGACUUGCCCCACAAAGGGUGAAAGUUGUUGGAGAUCUCGUCUUGUGGGAGAGCCCUCUUGGAAAGACAGUGGGCGGAGCGCACCCUGAUCUGUUUGAGCAAGUAAACAUGACGGCACAUGAGUCAAAGACACACUUUGCUCGUUCUAUGAGAACAGCUGCCAUCAAAUAUGAGGAGAUCCCUGCUGAGGUCCCCUUAAUGACCAAGACAGUUCACAUGCAAGACACCAUCGGUGAAGCUAGGCAUACAGCUGCAACUCACCGUGACGUCCUUGAGUGCAAGGAGGCGCGAAGGGUACUGGAGGAAGACAGCUACAUGGAUGAUGUCCUAACAUCCCACAAUAAUUCAAACAGACUGAGCGAAGUGACCAAGGAGAUUGAGGAAAUUCUACAAGCAGGUGGAUUUUCUCUGAAGCCAUGGGUCCAGUCUACGCAAAGUGGGAGGCAGGAAAGGGGAGUAGCAGACACCACAACGAGGACGCCCUCUGAGACGCACAAAACAUUUGUCCUGCCAAGUCAGUCCGCUGAGGAAGUGGUAACUGACGCCAGGGACAGCAUCAGUAAGCUGCAGAGGAAGGCCUUUUCAGCAGUAAUGACAAGAGGUCAAGUGAAGAGAUGCCGAGGGGUCACCACCCAGGACCACACCAAAGCUGAAGACUCUGUUGAAAAAAAUGAUACUGACCCAACCCACCUGAUUGUCUGCCCUGAUGCAUCGGAAACUGAUCCAGAAAUGAGACAGGGUGAAGUUGUGCUGAGAGUAGCACUUUCAAACUCAGCCUUCAAAAAUCUUUUGGAGGUCAAGAGAUUUAGCUGCUUGUCCAGGCUGGUGAAUGUCGUUGCUUGGGUAAGACAGGCUGCUGAUAGCUGGCUAGGCCUUAAAGACCAGACCCCAAAGAAAUCAAAGUGGGAGGCAUCACCCUCAAAAGAAGAGGGGUUAUAUGAAGUGAAAGAUGAGGUGAAGAAGAGAGUGAGGCUGAAGGUGUGGGGUAUCGUGUUCAGUUGCAUGGCAUCCAGAGCCAUUCAUGCUGACAUUGUCAGUGACAUGUCCGCAGAAGGAUUUCUGCUUGCUUAUCAACGAUUUACAUCACUGAGGGGACACCCCAGCAAGGUAUGGUCUGACCCAGGCACCAACUUUGUCGGGGCCAAACCUGCCCUUGAAGACCUCUAUCGGUUCCUGGAGAAUCUGGAAAGGUCAGGAGUGGAGGAAAAGGUGGCCAAGAAUGGCACAAAAUGGUCCUGGAAGAUCCAUCCUGCAGACUCACCUCAUAGAAAUGGAGCAGCUAAAGCAGCAGUGCGGACUGUAAAGAGAGCCCUCCAGAACGUAGGUGGUAAUGGAGUCUUCACAUGGGGAGGAUUCCAGACCUUUGUGUAUAUGGCGGCCAAUAUGGCCAAUGAGAGGCCUGUAGAUGCGAGAGCACAAAGUCAAGAGGAUUGCAUGGAGUAUAUCACUCCAAACUCUCUCCUGCUGGGGCGAGCUUGAGAGGAGACCCAGGAGACUUCCAGUUUGAGGGUUACCCCUACAAAAGGCUGAGAGUGAUCCAGUCGGAGGUGAAUAAGUUCUGGAAGAAGUGGUGUCAAUUGGCAGGCCC